Molecule: messenger RNA, 1341 nt
Organism: Arabis nemorensis
Lineage: Eukaryota; Viridiplantae; Streptophyta; Magnoliopsida; Brassicales; Brassicaceae
Source: the annotation of a GenBank genome assembly
AUGGCUUUAAAUUUUUCACAUAGACACUUUUCUGAGGAGAACAAGGUUUUACCUAUGAAGAAGAUAGGUAAUGGUUAUCGAGUUGAUGGAAUCUCUGAGAGGAAUGGUGAUUAUUUUUCACAGCCUUGGUGUUCAAGUAUCGAAAAAGGCGAUUGCUUUGAUUGUGGAAGGAGUACGGGAGAUUCGGGUUCGGUUGAUAUACUCGAUAUCUUACCGUCUGAUCCGUUUGGUAUGGAUAUCAACAAUACUUUCACUGCCAUUACUGGAUGGCUUGAGGAUUUGGAAGUGGAUUAUAACCAAUAUGGAAGAGAUGAGAUUGUGAUUGGUGAUGGGAACCAGCAGCUUUUUGCUGGAUUGAGUUUCAUUUGGAACAAUGCAAUGCGGUUUCAGGAGUUUCCAGAGAGUAGUAAUGGAUUUGAGUCGUUGUACGGGUUUGGUGGAGCGUUUGAUGGUCAUGGUGCCUUUGUAUCUACUAGCAGUGUGGAUGAGGUGUUGAGCCUCAAGGAUACGAGGAAUGGUGGUGAAGUUGAAGGACGCAGUGAUCGCUGCGCCAAUGAAGGAGAUAAUGCAAACGUUCAUCCAGCAUUUGGCUUUUGUCUCUAUCACUUGGGAGUGAAAGAUCUUCUUUCAGUUAGUAUGGUUUGCAAGUCUCUGCAUACUACUGUCCGUGAUGACUCGUUAUUGUGGAAGCAUAUCCACAUUUGUCAGCCGUUGAAUGAGAAGAUUACUGACGAGGCUCUACUGCAUUUAACUGAGAAGGCGCAGGGCACUAUGCAGUGUUUAAGGCUCGUAGAUUGCUCGAGAAUUACAGAUGAUGGUCUUAGGCGGGUGUUGGAGCGUAACCCACAAGUAGUCAAGCUUAGCGUGCCUGGAUGCACAAGGAUCACUAUCGACGGUGUUUUGAGCAUCUUGAGGGAUCUGAAAUCAGCGGGAAAGCUGCAAGUGAAACAUUUAGGAAUCGGUGGCCUCUUUGGAGUGACUAAAGAUUACUUUGAUGAAUUGUUUGAGUUGUUGAACAUAGACAUUGGUGUCGAGCAGACUCUUCAGAAGCCACGUUUUUACCACAGAGGAGACUCGUGUGUGUCCUGUGAUGAUGACCGGGUGCUAGAUAUUGAGAUGUGCCCAAAAUGUCAGAAUUCCAGGCUUGUUUAUGACUGUCCAGCAGAAGAUUGUAAAGGGAAGAAGGAGGAAGGUUCUGAGGAAUGUCGUGCUUGCUCUCUUUGCAUACAGAGGUGUUUUCAAUGUGGUCGGUGCAUCAAUGACAGCGAAUACGAAGAGACCUUUUGUCUGGAGUUUCUGUGUUCUGAUUGUUCGAAGCCGACCCCUAAGUUGACUCCUUAG